AUUUAAAGGGAGUUACCUUGUGGGUUUUUGCAAUAAAGGCAAUCAUGCAGAAAGUCACAGUGCAGUGAUAGUGAAUCAGUAAUACUUUCUCUCAGUCUGUGCUCAGUGUGAUAAUUUAAAUCAUGUUGCCUGGAGUAGCUAGAAAGAUAGCCAUUCCAUUCAUCCUGCUCUCUGUAGCGGGCCUCGUCCUUUUUGGUGUGGGAUUUGGCAUCAGAAACUUCAGAUACAAGGAGCAGUCGGACCAGACUCUUCCCCCCUUUAGUUCACUGGACCAUGCAGCCAAACCUGAGUUUUUUUUAUUCUGGGCAUUUGCAGCUGGAGCAGUACUCGUCUAUGUGCUCAGCUUUGUGCACACUUUCUUGGAAAACAAAGUUGUUAAACUACUGCUGAACAUCUUCCUGCCCGUGUUUCUGCUCGGAGGUGGUGGGGUGCUGCUAGUGAAUGGGCUUACCAUCUACCAUUAUUAUCAAGCACAGAACAAUGCUACCAUCCUGUUUUACUGUACUGAUAUCUAUCGAUCUGCUUCAUCUGCUCUAUCUGCUCUAACUGGCUUUCUACCACCUGACAUCCACGGGGCUGAGAACUACGUCUCUAUUGAGUUUGCAGGAGUGAUCGUGGCUCUAGGAUUUUAUUGGAUCUUCAUGAUGAUAAGCUCGUUCUUUAUAUCAGCCAAGAAAGUAUACGCCUAAUUUAAUUUAAAGAACUCUCUUCAUGCAUGAAUACAGCUGCCUAACUAUAUAUAAUUAUAGUCAAUCAUACGUGAACUUGUGUACAAUGCAAAUUCCCAUGAUACAUUUUUCAGUGAUAUUUUGUUAUUUGUUAUAA
This is a messenger RNA of Halichondria panicea, 825 nucleotides long. RefSeq lists its product as uncharacterized. Lineage: Eukaryota; Metazoa; Porifera; Demospongiae; Suberitida; Halichondriidae. The record is from RefSeq and is a predicted model, not a curated record. The coding region runs from base 123 to 689 and encodes 188 amino acids. The transcript has 5 exons.